Messenger RNA from Hevea brasiliensis (rubber tree), 853 nucleotides. Its product is annotated as WUSCHEL-related homeobox 5. NCBI's taxonomy places the organism in Eukaryota, Viridiplantae, Streptophyta, Magnoliopsida, Malpighiales, Euphorbiaceae. The transcript has 2 exons. Bases 98 to 655 code for a protein of 185 amino acids. Gene Ontology annotation, biological process: plant organ development. The record is from RefSeq and is a predicted model, not a curated record. Gene Ontology annotation, molecular function: DNA binding; DNA-binding transcription factor activity.
GGUUCUUAUCUUUUGAGUUCAGAAAAGCUCAGAAAUAAAGUUUAGAGACUUCUAUACACAUCAAAAAGAAUAGCAUUUUGGAGCUGAGAGAUAUAUUAUGGAAGAGAGAAUGUCAGGCUUUUGCAUUACAAAAGCAAGAAAUCAUGUUCGUGGUGAUGAUGAUAGUGGUAAUAAUUGUAGCACGGGAACUAAGUGCGGGCGUUGGAAUCCUACUUCUGAACAAGUUAAAGUUCUGACUGACUUGUUCAGGUCCGGACUCCGAACUCCGAGCACUGAUCAGAUCCAGAAGAUCUCUUCUCAGCUUAGUUUCUAUGGCAAGAUCGAGAGCAAGAACGUGUUUUACUGGUUUCAGAACCAUAAAGCCAGGGAAAGGCAGAAGCGGCGAAGGGUUUCGGUCGAUGAGAAGGAGAUGAUGAUUCGGAGAGAAGAUAGUCUUUCAUCUUCUGCAAGAUAUUUCUCUGAGAUGAGUCAGGUUACUGUGCAAGAACGAGUGAUUGAAACACUCCAACUAUUUCCAUUAAACUCAUUCAAUGAAGGGGAAUCAGAGAAGCUUAGAUUUCAAGCAAAUGAAUGCAAGGAACCCACAUCUUUUUCCUACACAUUUGGUACAGAAAUUGAUCAUCCACCAUUGGAUCUCCGAUUAAGCUUUCUGUAAAACGAUCUUGGAUUGUUUUAGCUAGGGUUAGCAUGAAGGGUUAGUACUUAGAUGGGAUUGUAAGAUAAAAAAUGGUGGCUUAAAAUUAAAAAGCUUUAAUUAGUCGUGAUUGUAUAAUUGUUGUUUUAAAAUAUUAGAAAAGCUUCAACAUUCCCAUCUGCAUGCUCAUAAAUACAUUGUUUAAUCUCUCUGUGUUUA